Messenger RNA from Pseudomyrmex gracilis, 8002 nucleotides. RefSeq lists its product as uncharacterized. The coding region runs from base 235 to 6867 and encodes 2210 amino acids. The transcript has 7 exons. NCBI's taxonomy places the organism in Eukaryota, Metazoa, Arthropoda, Insecta, Hymenoptera, Formicidae. The record is from RefSeq and is a predicted model, not a curated record.
UACACAGCGUUUGGCGGCGGCGGCGUUAUCGUAAACGGAGUAUGCUCCGUAAGGAGCUGCCGCGGACUACGGCCGGCAGGUGGCGGUAGCCGGAAAACAGUAGGUCGGCGUGUGGGACACCCUAAAAACGGGACUAGAUACUACGGGGAUCGACGUCCGAGUUUUUUAGCCCAUCAUCACGGACUUGCGGCAGGAUUUUCAGUCCCCAAGGAGCCCAAUGUGGGUGGAAGUGAGAUGGCAUCCAGAGAAAAGAGACCUUUAGUGCCUUCAAAAUCAAAACAGAAGGCGAGUAAUGACUCUGGCUUGCCAUCCAAUGAAGUCAAGAAUAAAAAGGGCAAGUCAUUGCCAAAUAUAAAGCAACAGCAAUCCGAGCAAGAGAUUUUUGAUACAGUAGCAACAGGUAGUCAGCUUCCAGUUAAAGUAGAAGCGAGCUUACCACGUAGGAAUGCUCUUAAAAAUCUGAAACGCAAACAAAACCUAAGAGCAGCCAAGGUAAUUAAGUCUAAGGUUACCAAGAAAGUGACAAACAAAAAUCUACACAGAAUAUCUGACGUUAAAAGGAGCAUAAAGACAAAAAAGCUAAAGCAGGUGGAAGAAGCAACAAUUAAAGCGGCAGAUAUCAGUCUGAAAUUUUCUGAAAAUCAGAUAAAUAACUGUGACAACGAAGGCAAGGGAACUGAAACACCAAAAAGUGCCAAGAAUAAUCUCAGGACCAAGAAAACUAAAUCUGACAUUCAAAAUAAAGAAGAAACCAGUGGUACAUCCAGUGCUAAAGUCAGCCCUAAGCUUGGCAGAAAGGGAAAAACAACAACAGAAAGUUGUGACUCUUUGUCAAAAAGUGCCAAAACAACAAAAUUAACAAACUUCAAAAAAAACAGUACCAAGUACAAUUUUGUAAAAGUUGCAACUUAUAUUGAAAAAGGUGUUAAAAGUCGGAAGAGUACUGGCAAGGAAUUAGACUGCGGCGUUAGUGGAAGAAAUAAUUCUAGCAUUGAAAAGUUUCCAAAGACAGGUUUGGAUAACAAGACCUCUAUUGAUCUUACCAUAGACGAAGUUAUUGCUUCUUCAAUGUUGGGCGAUAACGAAGCUGAAAGUCAUCAGGGUGUUAUAGAGAAGACUGAGGGAAAAUUGACGAGAAGUAAGAAAAUGCUGGUAGAUGAAAAUCCCAUCUGCGACAUUGAAAUCAAGAAAGAACCUGAUGCCGACGAAAUGAAAAUUGCAUCAGACGGAGAAUACACGGAGUCGGAUCAAGGACUUCACUAUCAAAACGCAAUACAAUUGAGAAAGAGGUCGAAAGCCGGAAAUUAUAAUGAAAUGUCUCAGAGAAGCUUGCGAAAUGGGAAGCAACGUCAGUUAUCGGAUUCUGGAAAUUCCGCGGAUAACGAUAUUAAAAAACGUCACAGGCUGAAUUCGGAUGGGACUUUCAUUUCAGAUAAUUUGAUAGAUACCGAUUUAAAUAUGGACUCUUGUUUCUCGGAUCCCAACUGUAACGAAUCUCAAAUCAUUGUGGCAACGAACAAGGAUGAGAUCCGUUUGACGAAGGAAGAAACCAAGAAUUUUGACGAGGACACCGAUACCGCAUCAGAAAUAGAAAAUAAUAAUAAUAGCGAUCGGGUAGAUAGAGCGAGCGAGAUAGGACCAAUGUUGCGCUCCAAAACUAAAGCUAAAACUACAGAAAAUGAGGCGGCGAAAGACGAUGAAGUCGAAGACACGCGAAUAAUCCCUAAAACCGCGGAGAUACAAGAAGAUGCAAAAAAACUUAAUAAUUUAGAUCAAAUCAGAAAAGACAGUAUUUUAACCAAAUGUGCCGACAAGUCGAAAAAUCGCAGAACUAGUUUAAACAUAGACAUAAAGAAAACCGUUAGUUCCUUUUACAAUACAGAUAAAUCGGAUAGCAAUUCCAAAUCCGAGAAUAUAGAUCAGAUGAUACAGAGCAUAAAGUUAAACAUUGCAAAAAAUAUUGAGAUUAACUGCAAAAUUUACAACAAGGAAACGGGUAUUGGAUUAAGUAAGAGCAUCGAUGUGCCCAAGAUCGAGGAGAUCGUUGCGCCACUUAGUACGGAUUCUCAGAAGAAGGGAUUGGAGGAAAACGCCGACGAAGACGGGUCUGUUAUAACGAAAAACGAGAUCGCGGAUGGUUCUGAAAAUUCUGUACCAAAAGUGGCCGAUACUGCCAAAGAGAUUGAGGAAAAACUAGUCAAGUUUGAUAUCGGAGAAGCGGAGACCAACUCGCAGAACGUCCAAGAUAACAACAAAGCCGCCGACAGCGACAUAACUAACGAUGUACAUAAUGCUUACGAGUCCACGGGUGAUAUAGGUAAUAAUAACGGUACAUCCGGUUGCGUGGUUGAGUCAAAAGCGGAAAAUGUCGGUUGCAGCACGGCCGGCAGCACCUCGAUCAGCGAUAACGAAUCGAAGACGACAUCGGACGAGAUCAAGAAGACCGUUGCGACAAGAAAAUCUUCGAGAAUCAGCGAGAAAAGUUCGGACAGCAGUCCCGAAACGAAGAAAUCAAAUAAAUCUCCGAACAAAUCGGGUUCAAAAUCGGACAAUACGGAAGAUGCGGCAACCGAAAUCAAGAAAUCGACGAACGAAGAAACAUUGGACGCUCUAUCUCGUCGGGUGUCGGACAAUAAUGCCUUAUCAUCGCCAAUAGCUGGGUCUCUCGAUAAAGUCGAUGAGCAAAUCAUCGCGAUAGAUCAUGCGAACGAAGAAGAAUCGGAAACUGACAUUACUCUGAACGUUUCGGUCGAUUCGGAAGAACUGGAAACGCUUGAGAGUUUGUCCCGCGAGGUCGAGGAACUGGUAGCGGAAGGCGAAUCGUUCGAAACUUUAUUACCGAGUACAGCGAACGACACAAUAUCGAGCAAAGAAUUACCGGAUUCCGACACAAAGCCGUUGAAUACGUUGGAGCAAGAUGUACAGAUCAGCGCAAAUCAGCAGGAGAUGUCUGGCUGCUGCGACGAUGACAAUUGCGCGCCGGUAGAAUCAGCUGUCGGUGAAACAAACGAGACGCCGAGCAAAAGCUGCGCUGACGACGAAAACGUUCUCGAAGUGACCGAAACGUCAUCGUCGGAAAACGAUUCCUCUUGCAAAACAGUCGAAAAUGCGAAGCAUCAUAAAAUCAACAACAAUCAUUUGUCAUCAACUGAAAACUGUGAUUUAAAUAGCGAGUGUAGCUCCGUGAAUUCCGUGCCCGUCGGACACACGUCCGAUCAAAAGCAAAACGACAAAACCGACGAGGAAGUCGAUCGGGACGGCGACGUUAAAGAAUCGAACAGAUCUAACGACGCGUCAAACUCGGACGAAAAUAAUUCGGACGAAAAGUCACAAAUUGUUGUUACAACCGCGGAUCAAAGCGACAAAUCGCCGACGAACGACAAGGUUCUCGUCGACGAGCAGAAACCUGUUAACGAAGAUAACAACAGACGAGUUUUGCGGGCUCGCGAUAAGCAAAAGAAAAUUGAAAACAAACGAGCUUUCUCUCGCGGUCCCGAUUCCGUUGACAAUAUAAAAAUCAAAACGGAAGAAUCUGGUAUUCAAAAGAAUUCCAAUCUGCAUGGCGAAGUUGAUGGGACGCAAGCGUCGUGGACAGACGGGACCACCGCGGGUUCCGAAAAUUCUCAGAAAACAGAAACCUCGGGCGAGUCGCAGAACAGCAACGAAUCGGACGAUAUCGAACCUUUGGCGCGUACUCGUCGCAGCAGGGAGACGAAAAAACGUAAGGAGGAACCGCCGCAAUUGUCCGGUGGCGGUUCGAAAUCGAAACGCGUCAAACGGGAUGUGCGAAAAUCCGAACAGCAGAACAAGGAGGAAACUUUACUCGACAACGAGGUCGCUAAGAUCAACGAGAACAACAGAUCGUUUUUGAAAUACGAAGCCAAUGUCGCGGAAUGCACGGACGGUUUUCGCGGAUUCUUGGGUCGGGAAAAGGAGAAAAGCCGACUGGACAAACUCGAAAAGGGAUCGAAUUUGCGAAGCAAAUCGGAAAACGACAUAAUGAUCGCCGGGGCGAAGAGCGGCAAAAACGACGAGCGAAAAUUCUCCCGGAAUCUGUCCGAGAAUCACAUGUCGAAGCAAACGGUCAACAAUAUCGAUAUGUUGGAAAACGAAUGCAAGAUCGCCAAUACGACGUUGGAACUCGCGCAAAAAGAUUCGGACGAGGCGUCGACGUCCGGCGAUUCGUCCAACAGAGGCACUCCCAAGAUUUUGGAAACGCCCGAGGACAAAGAAAGAAAAGAAUCGAUCCUGCGGCUUUUGGGACUGGAAUCUCUGGAGGAAGCCGCGAAGAGACAGCAAGAAAAAACGAAAAAAGAACAAUCAUCGUCGACGGGCACUUUGAAAACAAUCAUCAGAGUGUCUCAAAAGGACAGAGAGAAGGACAAGGACAAGAAAGGGUCGCGAUCGCCGCUAAAAAUGGUUCUGAAACAGCAAGGGCGCGGAGACGGAGACGGAGAUUCCCCCGAAUUCUACACCAUACAAAAGGAGUUUGGAACCAGUGGUUUGGGAGAUAGCAGCUCUGAAGACGAUAACGAGGAUGCUACGCCCAAGGAUCGUCAGUCGCUUGUUAUUCCAGAAAAGUCAUCAUCUUUUUCCAUACAUCCCGGCCGCGUGUGCGCCGACGUAUGUUGCUACUGCUUUGGCAAGUUCGGUUCUUUGGACACGCCGAUGCAUCUAGCUCAAAUGAAAUCUGACGAGAGACGCAAGAAGAUCUUAAACAUAGAGAUAAAUCUAACAAAAGAUUCUUGUCUCUGCGAUGCAUGUUAUCGUCACGUUGAUAGAAAGGCGAACACUAGUCCGACAAAUGUGCAGCAGAAGCCGCAGAAACAGCACAGACAAUUGAUGGUGUCAAAAUGCGCAGCUCGCGAUUGUCGAAAUCCUGCUCGACAUCACGUUAAACGCCGUUGGUUGCUCAAGAUAAAAAAUGGUCUUCAAAAUCAGGUUGAUAUAGACUGGGAGUCGACGCAACACUCCACGCUGUCGUUCUGCAUUAAUCAUUACGAAAAGAUCGGACGCUUCUUGACGUGCGCGUUGUGCAAACGCCGUCUCGCCCGAACACACACUUAUUUAGUGCCUAACUCUCUUUUGGUAGAGAUUAACGAAUUGAAUCAGCUGCUCAGCUAUCAAGGUAUUCCCGUUACAUUGGUGACCGGCACAUUCGUGUGCAAACUUUGUCGAUACUUCAUGAUGCAGCAUCUGAAGCACAAAGACAUUGAGAAAAUGAACGUGACUCACAGAUCCUUCUGUAAGAGGUAUCGAAAGAGGAUCUUGGAGUACCUAGGUAUCAAAGUUGAGGAAGAGGAAGACGAGUCGCCGCAGCAGACAAGUCAAGCGAAAGAUAAGAAAGGUAAGAAAGGCACCAGGAACGUGAAUUCCAAGAACGGGAGUUCCAAGUCGCCGGAUCGCGCGAUAAGCGGCUCAUCGGAGAAGUCUACGCCAGAACCAAAUAAGAACGAAAACGCGGCGGGAUGCAGCUCUGCCGAGACGAGUGGCAACGUGAGUAGUCGUCCAGUCGCUGGCAAUGCGAAAAUUAGCAACGCGAGUAGCAACGAGAACGGUAAUGCGGAGAACGUUCAAUAUCUCAACAUUGAGAGCUCCGUGGAAAACUUGAAAAAACGCAAAAUGCUCGAUGCGCAUACGUACGCGCCGUCCUCUUCGUACGAUGGCGCGUCUACGAACGAGAUGGUCGAGAUAUUCGGGAUGGACAACGAAAUUACUCUGACGCGGCUGCCGAAGAGACCGAGACUCAACAACAGCAAUAACGACAUAACACCUGUGGUGCAGAGACUCGGAGCAAAUCCCUCGAUAAGUGUGCGCACGCUCUUUCCUGGUGAGGAAGAGAUGAAUCUUCAUGUUAAUAUAGAUUUUCAAAACGUGCGCGAGGUUACGCCGCAAGGUUGGGAGAAAUGCGCGACGAUGAUUCAGUACGAUCGUGAGACCAAGCUUCUCUGGCAGAAAUUGCAGCGACCGUAUGGCAAUCAGAGCUCUUUUCUGCGGCAUUUGAUUCUCCUUGAAAAGUACUACAGAGCCGGCGACUUGAUCCUGGCGCCGAACGCCUCGCGAAACGCGAUCAACUACUCCACGUCGGUGCAAAAUAGACUGAUAUCGUACGAAGGUCCGGAAAAAAUGGACGAGCCGAUAAUGGAACCAAUCGCGACGGAAUAUAGCAAUCCGCGUCGUCUCAGCGGUGGCUACGUAAUGGAAAAAGACAGGUUGUCUAUGCCCGGCACGAGUUCCAUGUCAUCGAGAGCGUCAACUAGCAGCGGCGUUGCGACGUCGCAUCUGACGAAAGUAAACUCGUCGGUGCUCAAACUCAAUCCGGGCGUAUCUAUCAUCAAAAAACCGCCGCCGAAUUUGCAACGAUUGAGCCUGCCAUCCGCUAGCGGUAGCGGGGCCAAACGGAAGGACGGCGGACACAGCUUGUCCGUUUACAACAACGGCGGAAAGGUGUAUCAAGCAAACGAGUCCGAUCUCAAGCGAGUACAGAUGUUCAAACGGCAGAAGUCUCAUGACAGACAGUCCGGAGCCGGUACAAGCAACGGAUCCAGCUCUCAGUAUCAGAAGGCGCCGAUCGCCGUACCGGCCAGUCACAGUCAGCAAUUCCAGAGACACUUGCGAAUGCAACAAGAGAUGCUGAGCCGUCAGAGCCGCGGCGAUUUCGAGCCUCUGAUCUGCGAUAUGACGCGCGCCACGUCUGCGAACGAAACCGGCUCGAGCACCCAGAACUUUGUGCACAAUCUCAAUCUACCGAAGUCGAUUCAGGUGACCACAAAGCCGACAUCGAAUAAUCCGAUUCCGAUUUUGCCAAAAAUCCCAAAAUCACUGACAGUAAUACCGCAAACUGUUCCAAGACCCGUUGAUAAAUGAGAGAAGAAGAGACGUAAGUAGAUAAAAGCACACUGUUUUUUUUUUUUUUUUUUUGUUUUUUUUUUUUGUUCCGAAGAAGGAGACAGCGCGGCGAAAAUGGAUCGUUGGCUAUAUGCGGACUCUGGCGCUCUUCUUCUCACGCCGAAAUCAGGCGAUUAGCACUUUCAAAGCCUGCCGCCUGAGCAAAGAACGACAAUGAUCACUGCUUGGAGAGCAGUUUUUGCCUUACGUGAGCGCAUCACGGUAUGCACUUACCGAAUCCGAACGCUCAAACAUACACGUAUAUGCUGAUGCACGUUGAUUUUACACUUAAGAUCGACUAAUAGCGACUUAUAUAUAUUCGUUGCAUCGAUCGUAUUUACAAACAAACUUGUAGAUAGGCUAGUAGAAUAAUUCGAGCAAGUAAAUAAGACACUUCGAUUUUAGCGAGAUAUUCACAUUAUAUAUUAACAACCAAAGCUUCACUUAUAAAAAAAAAAAAAAAACGCAUUCGUGCAAAGCGUGUUGAACAAUGCUGUUUCCACGAAAAGUGCCUAAAGUAAACACGGGCGAAAGUCGUUUACUUUAUCAUUAAUUACGUAAUUGUACGCAUGAGAAUGCAGAAUUUCAUGUAUGUAGAUUUAUACAUACGUAGAACGUCCAAAUAAAUCGUGAAUGAUUCCUUGUGAAGGAAUCUCGAUAUAUAGAAAGCGUAGAACAGACAAUUUAAUUCUUCAACUUUAUUUUUAUUUUUUUUUAUUUUUUUUUCUGCACGUCUUUUAUUUAACGAAAAAAAACAAUCGUGUGCGAUUUUGUACGAAGUUAGAUAAACCGUCAUUCCGCGAGAAGCGCGGCUACACAACCAAAGGUUUCUUAAAACAUUUUUUCUUUCAUGAGGAAUCAUCUCACCGACCGUAAACACAAUAUUCCGGAGCUCUACAUACGUAGUAGAAAAUGGAUUCGUCACUAAGCGACAGCAUUGUGUUAGUGUUAAUUAAGGCUUACGUAUCUUUUUUUUUUCCUCCCUCUAUAUAUUUAGUUAAGAAUUGUAAGUAGCAAUGUAGAUAAACCUCCAAAUGAUUCAUCACACGUGGGAAAGGAUUUAAAGCUAGAAGACUUAUUGAACUUGCUUAUUUUGGUUUUGUUUUGUUUUUUU